Molecule: messenger RNA, 4678 nt
Organism: Carassius auratus (goldfish)
Lineage: Eukaryota; Metazoa; Chordata; Actinopteri; Cypriniformes; Cyprinidae
Product: low-density lipoprotein receptor-related protein 8-like
Exons: 18
Coding region: 90-3026 (978 amino acids)
Biological process (GO): receptor-mediated endocytosis
Cellular component (GO): signaling receptor complex; apical plasma membrane; plasma membrane
Molecular function (GO): protein binding; calcium ion binding; hormone binding
Source: RefSeq, a predicted model, not a curated record
CAGUGAAUCUUUGGGAGCUUCAGUGAAGGAGCGACGCCAUCCGGACGCGCUUUUGUUUGUGGAUGAACACUCUAUAACCCGUUUCGGAAAUGUGGACAAAAAUUGGGAAAUUAUUAUUUUUUCAUGUUUUAUUUUGGGAAUUAUACUACGCCAAAGGUAAUGAAACUGGCGCUGAAACGGAGUGCGAGGAUGGACAGUUUCAGUGCAACAAUAAGAGAUGUAUUCCCACCAUAUGGAGAUGCGAUGAUGAUGAUGACUGCUCGGAUAACAGCGACGAGGAGAACUGCUUGAAGAACACAUGCGCUCCCUCAGAGUUUGCGUGUGCGAAUGGUCAGUGUGUUCCUGGGCGCUGGCGGUGUGACGGAGAACCCGAGUGUCCGGACGGAUCGGAUGAGGCUGACGCCACCUGCACUGUCAAACAGACGUGUCCACCUGAGAAGUUUGACUGCGGAGGGAAGUGUGUGUCGCUGUCCUGGCGGUGUGACGGGGAAAGAGACUGCGAAAAUGGUGAAGAUGAAGCAGACUGUGCAGCAGAUGCCAGGUCCUGCUCAGCGGGGGAGUUCCAGUGUCGUAACCGCAAAUGUUUAGCACCGGUCUACGUGUGCGACGGCGAUGACGACUGUGGAGACGGCAGCGAUGAGGAGAAGUGCUCUCCUCCCACCUGUGGGCCGCUCGAGUUUCGCUGUAACAGCUCCGCGUGUGUGCCCCAGCCCUGGAUCUGCGACGGCGACCCUGACUGCGCUGACGGCUCUGACGAGUGGGCGGGGCGAUGUGGGGGCGGGUCUGGACGGCUGGCUCCGCCCCCCACCCGGAGGCUGCAGUGCGGUGCUGGAGAAUUUCGUUGCGGCAGCGGGGAGUGUGUGAAACUUGCCUGGAGAUGUGACAGGGACCCUGACUGCAAGGACAAGUCAGAUGAGGCCGACUGCCCUCUGCUCACAUGCCGGCCUGAUGAGUUCCAGUGUGGAGACGGAUCCUGCAUCCACGGCAUCAAGCAGUGCAACAAAAUACACGACUGCCUUGACAAGAGCGACGAGGCUGGCUGUGUCAAUGCCACAAAGUGUGAAGGACCUCUGAAGUUCCUCUGCAGGAAUGGAGAAUGCAUUGAUGGCAGCAAGGUGUGUGAUAAUGUAAAGGACUGCAAGGAUCGCUCGGACGAACCCAAGAAGGAGUGCAGUUUGAAUGAAUGUUUGCUUAACAAUGGAGGCUGCUCACACAUCUGUGUGGACCGUCCCAUCGGAUACGAGUGCCAGUGUCCUGCAGGAUAUAAGCUUCUGGACAAGAGGACAUGUGGAGAUAUCGAUGAGUGUGAGAACCCUGAUGCCUGCAGUCAGAUCUGCAUUAAUCUGAAAGGAGAUUUCAAGUGUGAAUGUCACCCGGGUUAUGAGAUGGACCCCGUUAGCAAGACCUGCAAAGCUGAAGGGAAAAGUCCUUACCUGAUGUUCACGAACAGGCACGAGAUCAGACGCAUUGACCUGGUGAAGAGGGACUACACACAAGUGGUUCCUACUCAGAAGAACGCAGUGGCCAUUGAUAUCGACGUCGCCGCCAACCGCAUGUACUGGUGUGACCGUUUUCAGCACAAAAUAUACAGUGCUUACAUCCACGAGGCGAGUGACCCGUCUCGACACGUUACUCUGAUCGACUCCCAUCUGCAUUCCCCUGAGGGUCUGGCACUGGACUGGGUCCAGCACAACCUCUACUGGACCGACUCGGGCGACAGAACCAUAUCUGUGGCUUCAGCGGAUGGCAGCAGGAGACGUGUGCUGAUCAGCACCGAUCUGAGCGAACCUCGAGCCAUCGCUGUGGAUCCUGAGAGAGGGUUCGUGUAUUGGUCUGACUGGGGCAUCAGGGCCAGGAUCGAGAAGGCUGGCAUGAACGGUGUAGAUCGGCAGGUGCUGGUGUCUGAGGACAUCGAGUGGCCCAAUGGAAUCACACUCGAUGUGGUUGGUAAGCGCUUGUACUGGGUGGACUCAAAACUGCACCUGAUCUGCAGCGUGGAUUUAAACGGGGUCCAUCGCAGAGUCAUCCUGUCCUCCAGCGAGAGACUCGGCCAUCCGUAUGCCCUCGCUGUCUUCGAGGAUCGCGUGUACUGGACGGACCGUGAGAAGGAGGCCGUCUACAGUGCAAACAGACUCACAGGACAGGAUGUGACCAGUCUUGCCGAGCACCUCAAUGACCCUCAUGACAUAGUGGUUUUCCACGAGCUGAGCCAGCCUGCGGCUCCUGACAGCUGUAACCUGAGUGGAGUGACUAACGGAGGCUGUGACUUCCUGUGUCUGCGAGCUCCGCAGAUCAGUGAACACUCACCCAAAUACACCUGCGCUUGCCCUGACGGUGAGGAGCUCAGUCCUGACACACGCCAGUGUGUGCCCGUUCAAAAUGAGACUGCUGUCACACCUACUGUCCCCAUCAACAUCACCCAUGAGACAGGGGCUGGCCGGGCUCCAGAGUCCCCUGCAGCAGUGACAUCUCAGUCCGACAGUGUGGCUGAAACCACUCUCUCAUCACUCCUCACCUCCAGCCCAGAGGACCCGGCUGUCUCCUCUAAUACUACAGCAGAGCACAGUCCUACACAAGUGUCCAGCACCACACCAGACAGCCUGAGCAACCUGUCUCAUCACUCUGGCAAUGAGUUGUUUCUUCUUGGCCGUAAUCUGACAGUGGCAGUGCUUGGAGUUGUGAUUCCCAUAGUUCCUAUUGUUGCCACAGUGGUCUUCGGAGUGGUGUGUGCCGGCGUUUACCUCGUUUACCGCAACUGGAGGACGAACAGCACCAAAAGCAUGAACUUCGACAACCCCGUUUACCGGAAAACCACAGGAGAGACGGAGGAGGAUGAGAUUCACAUCGGACGGACUGACGGGCUCGCUGGGCAUCAUCACCACCCUUACCCCGGGCCCAUGGUCGGCAUGACCCCAGUCGGCACAGGGACGUGCCCGCCAUUCAUCGCUCUGCCUCUGGGGACCGGUUUACCAGACCCUGCCACACACUGGUACACAGAGCAGCCCACCAUCUCGAGUACUAAGUGAAAGGGAGGACGACUCGAGAAAUACUGUGACUGCAGGAGCAGGACUGACACGUGGCUGCCAAGUUAUGCAGGAACUGAAUGGCAUUUAGCGAGCUGAGUCAUUCUUAACAUGCCUAGGUUUUGAAGUACGCUGGAGUGCAAACACUGGAUUGAUUGCUAAACUAAAGGUUUAGACAUUUCAGACCCAUAUUCAUUUAGGUCAAUUUUAUUGCUGGUUGGAAGACUUUUCAAUCCUGCAUUAUUUAUAUUUAUCUUAUAAUCACAGACAAAUCUAGCACUGUACCUGGCAUUGAGUUUACUACAUAAAUAUGGAACUGCUUAGUGUCAUGAUUUUAUUUAAUAAUGAUAAUAAAAUGUACAAACAGUGAGCCACAUUUCUAAAGUUGUUUACCUGUAUCAUAUUAUACAGUAUAACUCUUUUAUUUUAAUAAUCUUUGACUUUACAGACAUAAUAACACAAGAGAAGUUCAGAUGAAAUCAAAAUGGACUUAUUCAUUUUCCUGUGUUUGGUCAUACUGUGCACGUUUCAUCUGUGCAUAUGAUUCCAAAGAAAAAAAAUAUAUUAGAAAACUUGAUUCUGAAUUCUGAAACAACUUUUGUUUUUUUGGCUAAUGUCACAACUUUUUAUAUGAAGAUCGUACUUCAUGAUCAAUUCAAUUCCCAAUGCAUAAGAUCAAGUCAUGUUCAAAUUUCAUUUUUGAAAUAAUGGCUUUAUAAAAGUAAAAUUGGCUGCAAAUGUAAUUUCAUGUUGACUUUCACAGUAACUAAUACUAGGAUCUUUACAUUUUAACUUUUCAACUUAGAACGCACCCAACAAAGAACGAUAUCAAUACAAAAAUAUUCCCUAUAUUUCUUGAUAUGUUUUGUCGGUUUCAUCAGUAUUACCCAAUUUUUAUAGGUGUGUUUACUCCAUAGAGAGACAUUGUAUUUUCAUCACUCGCAUGCAAAAAAAAAAGUAAAAAAAAGCCAUUGUUCUUGAAUUCACACGACUGUCUGGUGAGUCUGAGGACGCGUCUCUGUGGGGCUCCACAGCACUGCAGCUAUGACUUGGCAAGACACUGAAACUGGCAGAGUACCGUGAUUAGUGGAGCAAACCCCAGCGUAAUCACUCUGAGACACAAAAGAUGUUACGAGGGUCAGCGCAAGUGCGUUACACAGCGGGGUCUCUUGUGCUUUACUGCGUUUCGCUAGACGUAAACCAGUGGUAAUUUAUGAAAUGUCACAGUUUCACACGUCUCUUUCUGUUAUUGGAGUUGUCGCAUGCCGCCCACUUACAGUUUAUUCACUUUCAUGUUGUUGUUUAUCUCCGGAGCGGAGAAAUGCGGUGAACAUUAGCUGAUAGUCACCCCAAGGGUCUAGCAUAGCUACAGACGCCGAGCAAAAGGUUGCAUAAGCACUAUGUUAACGUCUAAACACAUUAGAAUCACAUUAAUGUUGGGGGACUGGUAUAUGUGCAGACAGCCUUCUCAGCAGAUUCAGUGUCCAUGCCUCACUGUAAUAGAUGUACCAUCCUUUGAAGACGCUCUGAAGGCCUGUCAUUCCUAAUGCUGGACAUUUAUUUGUGCGGUCGUUUUUAACACGCGGUAUCUCUGCAUUCUUCUUUCAUGUGCUGUUUGUCUCAGGGAGAUGGUAUAGACUAGAGAGUGUGAGCAG